Messenger RNA from Nezara viridula (southern green stink bug), 1185 nucleotides. NCBI's taxonomy places the organism in Eukaryota, Metazoa, Arthropoda, Insecta, Hemiptera, Pentatomidae. The record is from the annotation of a GenBank genome assembly.
AUGUCCAAGGUCCAGCGAUCUAUCAAACUGGAAGAUGAGGAGUAUGACAAUUUUCAUUCUACCCCUGAUAUGAACAGUGCUAAAUUCUCAUCACCAUGCAAAAUAGAAAUGAUAGACAACGCUGUGGUGACAUCACCUUUCCAUCUUCUCGAUCAUGGCUACGGCAGAACUCCUCAAAGCCAACCACAAAGACAAAUGUCCAACGCUCGCACGCAGGCUGUCAAAAGAAAGUUAAAUAUGGAGACAUCGGGUGACGAAGAAAUGGGUUUCAAAACACCAAAAUCAAGGAAAAAGAAUAAUUCUUUAGUGAGAACACCUAGAGGUCCAACUCGUUAUGAUACUUCUUUAGGUCUUCUCACAAAAAAAUUUGUUAAUUUGUUACAAAGGUCUCCUAGAGGCAUUGUUGACUUAAAUUAUGCUUCUCAACAUUUAGAUGUUCAGAAGCGGCGGAUAUAUGAUAUUACAAAUGUUCUAGAAGGUGUAGGUAUACUUGAGAAGCGUUCCAAAAAUAAUAUACAAUGGAGGGGAGGGAGUUUCACCGAACCUCAUACCGAUGUUCAAAAUGAAAUAGAAAAAUUAGAGCAAGAAGAGAAAGAUUUGGACGAUCUUCUUAAAAAAGCAGAGAUGGAUUUACAAACACUGCUGAAAGACAAUCAGUAUGCUUAUGUAAGCUAUCAAGACCUGAGGAGCAUUAAAAAUUAUAGUACGCAAACUGUGAUGGUUAUCAAAGCCCCUCCUGACACUCAUCUCGAAGUACCUACUCCCACUUCUAACUCAAGGGUUGAGAUGGUCCUUAAAACGGAAAGAGGUGAAAUAGAAGUUUUCUUAUGUCCUGAUAUAAAGAAUUCCAAAGAAGAAAGAAGUGAUUCUGACAGUAUAUCAACACCCUCUACCUCUAGAGAUUUUAAUCCUACUCUUGCAAAUUCACCUGAGAAAUGUAAAGUAAAGAUGGAAAAAGAUGCUUCUAAUGCUUUACUAUCCACCGCAGAUGAAUUUCAACCAUACCCGUUUCAAACAACUGAAGAUCAGCAUAGUUCUGAACCAGACCUUGAUAGUUCUCUGUGUGAAGAUGAUGAGCUUUUCUUACGCUUUGAACCUCCAAUAUCAAGCUCAGAUUACCUCUACGGUCUUGAACCUGAUGAGGGUUUAGGAGAUCUCUUUGGCUUAAAUUCCUCAUUUAUUUGA